This is a messenger RNA of Brassica oleracea var. oleracea, 969 nucleotides long. RefSeq names its product putative B3 domain-containing protein At2g27410. Gene Ontology annotation, molecular function: DNA binding. The coding region runs from base 1 to 969 and encodes 322 amino acids. Lineage: Eukaryota; Viridiplantae; Streptophyta; Magnoliopsida; Brassicales; Brassicaceae. The record is from RefSeq and is a predicted model, not a curated record. The transcript has a single exon.
AUGGUCUCGGUUAACGAAGAACCAUCGACGAAGAUGAAUAAGCCUGUUAGUCCCCCUAGGGUUUCAUCACCGCCGAGUAAAUGGUGGAAGUUGCAUUUGUUGGCAGAGGUCGCCGCCGCCGUGUCAGAGUACCAAAAAACAGAGGCACAAACUGGCGGAGAAGAAAAACCGAGAAUCUUUGCGAAUUUCCCAAGAAAGAAGAGAAGUCCUUGUCUCUUUCGUGGAUCAUCUUCUUUGAUGGCAACACAAUGUACGAUCGAUAAACAAAGUCCAGUUACUUGCGCGGAGGGUAACAAAGAAGAGAAGAAACGAGAAAUCUUUGGUCGUUUUGAGGUGGGUUCGUGUUCAAAAUCCAUACAACUAAUUCAAAACCCUAGAUUGACUCCUCUUUCUUCCGGCGUCAACGAGUGCAAGAAACGUCGUCCCAUUAACUUCUCGCAAGAAAGAAGCCUCAAGAAACGCAGAAUCGUCCAAAAGACGACGAUCCCGGAGCGGCUCGUGAAUGCGAUGAUGAUGAGAGGAGAGAUCAACGGAUACGAUCCAAAGCUGAUCUUAGUGAAGAAGCUGUACAAGAGUGAUAUCGACAAAGUCCAGUCACGUCUCUCGUUGCCUUCGAACCAAGUGGUUACUUCAGACUUUCUGUCGGAGGAGGAGAGUAGAGUCAUAUACGAACAGUCGGUACUCAAGGAUCGUACGGAAGGACUGAGUGUUGUUCUGGUGGAUCCUCUCUUAAAGAAGCAUGUGGUUGAUCUAAGGAAGUGGAAGAUGGGUGGAAGAUGGAACUACGUCUUCGUUGAUGGUUGGAACCAAGUUGUCUCCACCAACACGUUUAAGGUCGGCGACGUCUAUCAUGUCUGGUCUUUCCGAUCCCGAGGAGGUAACCUCUGCUUUGCCCUCGUCCCUCCUAGAAACUCCAGCGAUUCUGGUGAUGGUCACGGCGGCUCUAGUUCCUGCCUCUCUUCUUGGUGA